UUUUUAAUAUUCUUUUUACUGAACUGAUCUAUUAUCUACACCACCCUGCUACUGAAACUUUCCACUCUUAUUCUUCCCCUCUCAAAAUCUAUCUGUAAAUCUAUAUAUGUGCAGAAAGGGCUCAGUUCUUGAAGGUUUUUAUAUAUAUAUAUAUAUAUGAUAUCUGAUUGUGUUGCAGAGUUGUUCUGACGAGCAAUCCAUGGCUAGAUAGUGACUUGGAGAGAAUAACCCAUCAUCAUCUCCUCACGAGACUUUGUUUAUAAUGCUACCCUAUCAACAAAACAACUAAUACUUUAAGAAAAGGGGAGAAAUCAAAUUAGUCUUUUGUGGUUUUUCUUUCUUUCUCAGACAUGUUUCCAACAGUUAUGUCCAAUUCCAGUUCUUGGUCUGAGGAAGCUAGUGUUUCUUCUAUUACAAGGGUUCAAGACCUAGGUAGCUUAAAUCCCAUUGUUUCAUCCAUUUCUCCACAGCAGCGGACACUAAAGAAGAAAAGAAAUCUCCCAGGGAACCCAGAUCCGGAGGCUGAAGUGAUUGCUUUAUCUCCCAAGACUUUACUGGCGACCAACAGAUUUGUGUGUGAGAUCUGUAAUAAAGGUUUCCAGAGAGAUCAAAACCUUCAGCUCCAUAGAAGGGGACAUAACCUUCCGUGGAAACUGAAGCUAAGGAGCAAAGAGAUGAAGAAGAAAGCCUAUGUUUGCCCCGAGCCGACGUGUGUUCACCACCAUCCGUCGAGGGCUUUAGGCGAUCUUACCGGCAUCAAGAAACACUAUUGCCGGAAACAUGGAGAGAAGAGAUGGAAGUGUGAGAAAUGCUCAAAGUUCUACGCUGUUCAAUCUGAUUGGAAAGCUCAUUCUAAAACUUGCGGAACCAGAGAAUAUAAAUGUGAAUGUGGAACCCUUUUCUCAAGGAAGGACAGUUUCAUAACUCACAGAGCGUUUUGUGAUGCAUUGGCUGAAGAAAAUGCAAGGUUUUCAACGAACAACCCUGCCUCCUCCGCCGUCUCCUGUGUCGCCUCCGCCGUGAAUCCUCCGUUUUUCCCUUUCCAAACUAAUAUCUCUUUCCAUCCAUGGCUGGAACCUACUCAGACCUAUAACCCUAACCCUAAUGAUAAUAACCCACUUCAUGUCAACCCUUGGUCUCAUCAUUUUGUUCCAUUCUCCCAAGAACCGGCUACGCCGCCGCCUCCGAAGCUCGGGUUUGUCUCACCCUUCCAGAACCUCCAUGUCAGCAAUAACAUUUCCUCCAAUGUUGCCAUGUCGGCCACCGCGCUCCUUCAAAAGGCUGCCACUGUUGGGGCAACUGCUAUGCGGAUAAACAACGACGACAGAGGCUGCAACGACAACAUGGCUGGUUAUGUCUCAUCGGAAUUUUUUGGUUUCGGAGCCGGAAGCCUGGGCUCAUGGCAGAAGAGCAGCGACCAUUUCACGAGGGAUUUUCUAGGUUUGACCGGAGACAAUCACCAUCAUGGUGGUGGCAAUGGAGACUUUAACCUUAGCAUGAACGUGAGAGAGGUUCUAACGUAUGCCGGGGGACUGGAGUUGCAGCAGUUUGAGAGAAACCACUCGAUGUUGAAACCCCAGGGUUUUGGAUUCGCGGAGCCUGCCUCGGAAACAUGGGGUGACUACUAAAUGUCAAAAAGGGUCAAAUUACGUUUUGAUCUUUCUACUAUACUUAAUUUGGGAUUUAGUCCUUGUAUUUUAAUUU
Molecule: messenger RNA, 1704 nt
Organism: Hibiscus syriacus
Lineage: Eukaryota; Viridiplantae; Streptophyta; Magnoliopsida; Malvales; Malvaceae
Product: protein indeterminate-domain 12-like
Exons: 3
Coding region: 351-1628 (425 amino acids)
Cellular component (GO): nucleus
Molecular function (GO): DNA-binding transcription factor activity
Source: RefSeq, a predicted model, not a curated record